Messenger RNA from Xiphias gladius (swordfish), 1921 nucleotides. RefSeq lists its product as uncharacterized. Gene Ontology annotation, biological process: regulation of mitochondrial ATP synthesis coupled proton transport; positive regulation of proton-transporting ATP synthase activity, rotational mechanism; peptidyl-lysine trimethylation. The record is from RefSeq and is a predicted model, not a curated record. The transcript is spliced from 7 exons. Bases 987 to 1913 code for a protein of 308 amino acids. Gene Ontology annotation, molecular function: protein-lysine N-methyltransferase activity. Lineage: Eukaryota; Metazoa; Chordata; Actinopteri; Istiophoriformes; Xiphiidae. Gene Ontology annotation, cellular component: mitochondrion.
GGUUAAAUCAUUCGCUCGUCUACUUUUGAAUAUUUUUUUUUGCACCGUCUCUCGUCCCCAGUCAGUCACUCAAUCUGAAUGGCGUGUUUCCGAAGGCUGCUUCGGGACACCUCGCACUUGCGGAGCUCCUCUUUGCGAGACUGCGAGCACAAAAAAAAAAAUCGCUUCUGGCCCGGCGACCAAACGGAGCCGUUUCCUUCCGACGGUGUCAGUGCGCGACCCAGGCGCGGUAAAACGAAACCCUCUCGGAGAAGCUCUCUGCUGGAGAAAAAAACCACCGCGGCACCAUCUGCCGCUGGGAGAGGUUUUUCUGGUGGCAGCCUGCUCCUGGCAGCUCUCGGAAGCUUCCUCGCGUUAAUGAUUGACCAAGUAAUAUUGGCAGAAAUCAAAUAACUGUUGCUUUAUAACCCUACUGACCUCUUGGUUCACUGAAGUGAACUAUAUCUGCAUUUACAGUUAUUUUUACCCUGAGCGACCUCACCAUCUACUUUAUUGUCACUGUUUUCCAGAUGACACCCAACAGUUAAUACAGAUUACGGCGUUUAAAAUAACGUGUUUUGACCUUCAACCUUUUACUUAAUUACUUUUUGUAGACCGGAUUUCUUCGAAGACCUUAACAUGUAGUCCAAUAACUUAACUUUCCGUAAAAGCACAGACGCGCGGAGAGAUAUUCUUAACUGGUUUAUUUACUAAAGCCUCAGACGAAAAAAAAAAACCGCCCCCGUCUCGUCUCGUGUCUCCGCGGAACAUUUCGGGGCUCGGCCGUCAAACGGGCCAACAUAAAAGGUCGGCGUCGGUUUCGGCUCACAUGUCGGCCAGUGAGUAAGGAGAGGCCGCCGGGCGGACCUGCCAAAAGUUCGAAGGGGUGCGGACACAGUGUCUGCAUUGCAUGGUCUUGUUCGCCGGAGAACACCGACAAAUCCAUCUAUCCACCGGAAAACGUCCAGCCUGAUAAUCAGACUGCAUUUUCCUCGGUGAUCAAAGAAAUGCGCUCAUUUAAGAGCUUUCACGUCUUUAGGACACGAUGCAACAACUCGCACGGCCGCGUCCACCUCAGCCUUGCUCGUCGCUAUUUUUCUGUCGCUGUGUUUCACGAACGUGGCUCGGUACCAAGCCUCCAAGCUGAUUCGCUAUGUUGGACCCCGACAGCCCCCCAUCCUGAAUCCCACCUACCGAGCCCUGAUUGGUCGACUGUCUCUCCCGGCUGGCAGAAACGGCCAUCAUUUGCAAUGGAGGACUCCAUUGAUGUGAUUCUGCAAGACCGUGGCAGGGUCCUCCCAACCAACAGACCCCAUCCUGUACUGUCGGUCUGCGCAGGUGCUCUGCUCACAGGCCUGUAUGGAGUAUGGUGUCUCUUUUCGAAGCCUGGCUUUCGUAAAAUCCCAUGGAGCCUCAAGGUUCCUUAUUUACCCUCCAGUAAAGCUCAGACGCGGAACAUCAUGAAGCUGCUCGAGGGACGAACGGGUCGCUUGGCAGAUCUGGGAUCGGGAGAUGGAAGACUGGUGUUUGCGGCCUCUUCCGCUGGUUUCCAGUGCACAGGGUUUGAGAUUAACUCCAUUUUAGUGGCCUAUGCCAGGAGCAAGGCCCUCUGGACAGGAGUGCCCUCCAGCCAGGCAGCCUUCGUCAAAAAAGACUUCUGGCAGACGGAUUUAUCUUCGUUCAGCAAUGUGACAGCUUUUCUUGCUCCAGGAGUGAUGGGGGUGCUGGGCGAGAAGCUGUUAAAAGAGCUUCCUGGUGAUGCAUGUGUCAUUGCUUGUCGUUUUCCUUUCCCCGACUGGCCACACCAGUCGUCUGUUGGCUUCGGUCUUGACCAGACUUUUGCUUAUGACAUCAGCACCGUGCGUUCACACCUGAGAAAUCACCAAGCCCUGCAGAGACGCUUUUCCAAGACCAGAAAUGAAACAAAAAUAUGAUGUUUAAA